AUGAUCGGUCUGUCGCAUGACUCUCCCCCGGCACUGGUCACCUACAUCUGCGACGAGUGCUCCUUGGGAAACUACCAAAACAAGCGUCUCGUCUGCGGCGGCAAGGGAAUCUUCGACGCCUUCCACUGCUUCGAAUGUAACUGGCUCAAGAAGGAUCGCGAUCGGUGUCCGAAGAUGAUAAAUCUGAGGAGCAGC
This is a messenger RNA of Trematosphaeria pertusa, 195 nucleotides long. Its product is annotated as PHF5-domain-containing protein. The transcript has a single exon. Gene Ontology annotation, cellular component: catalytic step 2 spliceosome; precatalytic spliceosome; U2 snRNP. The record is from RefSeq and is a predicted model, not a curated record. Gene Ontology annotation, biological process: mRNA splicing, via spliceosome. The annotation marks the transcript as partial. NCBI's taxonomy places the organism in Eukaryota, Fungi, Ascomycota, Dothideomycetes, Pleosporales, Trematosphaeriaceae.